AUGCAGGAAAAUAAGGCUGUAUGCACUGUAAAUCAAGCGAACAAUCAUCUCGUCUUCCUCGGCCUUCACUCCGAUAUCGAUCCCUACCACCGUCGACUGCUACACCACUGGACCGAAUGUCUAUCCGGCUUUAUCACGGCGUCUACGUGGCCUGGAGACGUAAAUCCUCUCCAAAUCCACCUCGGUGGCACAGUGUUUGUCCCUGGCGCUUUGCAGUCUAUCGUACUGUCGAUGUCCGCUCGCCAUUUGGCUCUGCUUACAGCUGAUGGUUCCCAUGCUCUGACAGCCUACCGACAUCAGCAAAACGCCAUCAGUCAAUUACAACAGCUUAUCCAACAUCCUGUCUACUGCUAUUCAGAGACGACUCUCGCCGCUGUCAUGAUGAUGUUGGUAUAUUCCCGUCUCUUCGCAGAGGCCGAGGGCGUCUCUUCCGCACAUAACCAUCUUCUCGGAGCCAAGGCAGUUAUUGCACGAGGCUCAGAAUCUGGAUCCCCGUCAUCCUCGUCUACUAGGCGGUUCCUAAUAAGUUUAUUUGCAUACCAUGAUAUUCUCUCCUCUAUAUCACGCUGUGCGAAGCCUUUUAUGGAGUAUGCGCCGGACAUAUCUACUAUCGAAGACGCAGCAUCUCUCCUCCGAAUUUCAAUGGUGCUCCAUCUUGUAGCACGCAUCAGCCUAGUACAUGAUAUGAAGACGGCCAAAGGGAUCGCACGUUCCAGAGAUUUUGGCCCUAGUGAUGACCCUGACUUUCUUGCUGCCGCGAUCGAGAGAGGCCUUUUAGAUCUGGAAUACCCUAUAGAAGGUCAUUCUGAUCGAACACCCCACAUUGAGUACACCGCACAAGCUUAUCGCCACGCAGCUUUGGUGUAUCUCUAUCGUGUUUGGCACAAUGUUGGCGCGCCACAUCCGACUACAUUAGAUCACGUCCAUCAUUGUCUCAGUUUCCUCUCCCAGGUCCCGACAGCUUCCCCACUUGUCUCUGCCCACACCUGGCCACUAUUUACCGCUGGGUGUGAGUCAAUUCUACCAGCUCAGAGGCAAUUCGUUCGGUCCCGGCUAGAUGACAUGUUCGUCGCCCGUCGAUUUCCCUCUCUGAAGAACCUGAAGAGCGAUAUUGAGAAUGUUUGGAGAAGAAAAGAUGCGGCUCAUGAAACGUCAGGGCUGGACGGCAUGUCGCGGGUGGAUUGCAUCCAGGUUCUUCUGCAAGGCCACGGGAGAGAGGCCAAUCUAGCAUAA
Penicillium lagena is the source of this 1233-nucleotide messenger RNA. RefSeq names its product fungal specific transcription factor domain-containing protein. Lineage: Eukaryota; Fungi; Ascomycota; Eurotiomycetes; Eurotiales; Aspergillaceae. The transcript has a single exon. Bases 1 to 1233 code for a protein of 410 amino acids. The record is from RefSeq and is a predicted model, not a curated record. Gene Ontology annotation, biological process: positive regulation of transcription by RNA polymerase II. Gene Ontology annotation, cellular component: nucleus. Gene Ontology annotation, molecular function: transcription cis-regulatory region binding; DNA-binding transcription factor activity.